AUGAGACUUUCCUUGGCUCUCCGAAAGUCCCCUCCUCCUCCUACUAGGUCAAAGAGACUUAGGAAAAGAGCGGUGGCGGAAUAUGAGGUGAUAGAAGAACCUAUAGCAGUUCCUACUGAAACCUCUGGAACUGAUGAAGAGCUAAGGGAAGCUUUUGAAGCUGUAAAGCAGGAGAAGGAAGUAGAUGUCUCAAUAGGAGACAAGAAAAAAGGCAAAGAAGUCGAAGAAGAGGAAGCUCAAGGGACAGAACUCACUAAUUUAGAACUGGCUCUAUUUGAUGAUGUGGAGGCAGAACAUUCUACUGCUGUUCCAAAGCCUGAAGUGGAGGCAGAACACUCUAUUGCUAUCCCUGUUCCUGAGGUAGAGGAGGAUAGAAUUGAUGGGACUUUGGCUGUAGUGACCAGCCCUCUCAAGCCUCCCAUUGUGGCUGUAAAAUUGGAAGAGUUUGAAGCUAUGGAUCUGGAUGAUCAGCUGGACAAGUUAGAGAAACUCAGCUCCACUCCUGGCAAAGCUAAGUCCAAAGCAGUAGAUGAGGUAGUGGACAUAGUGAAAAUCUGGCAGUCAACCAAGCUAGACUUGGAUGAGAGCAACAAAGCUAUUGACCAGUUGAUGAAGGACCUAGACCUGCUGCAUAGGGAGAACAUGGCUCCUAGGCCUAUCAUUGAGAUCAGUUUGGGUUUGGCAAAAGAUGUGCUUAACCUCCAUAACCGAUAUGAAGAUCUCAAGCCCUCCUUCAAUGCCUCUGAAUUUUGCAAGGCUACUCGUGAAGCCAACUUGGCUUAUUAUAAAAAACAGAUGGCAGAAUUGGAAGGAGACCAAGUCCACUGCUGA
This is a messenger RNA of Prunus armeniaca (apricot), 831 nucleotides long. The record is from the annotation of a GenBank genome assembly. Lineage: Eukaryota; Viridiplantae; Streptophyta; Magnoliopsida; Rosales; Rosaceae.